AUGCUCGUUUCGGGGCCCGUCUUUCAGAAAGCGACGCCAGCGCGUGCUACGUACAUGUCUGUGUCGUGGAUACCUCCUACGUCUAAUGAGUGCGAUAGAUUUUUCUCUCAGGCGAAGCUGUUGUACACGGAUAUGCGUAAAAGCGUGGAUGUAAACACGCUGGAAGUGCUGAUGCUUCUUUUCUACAAUUGA
Molecule: messenger RNA, 192 nt
Organism: Phytophthora nicotianae INRA-310
Lineage: Eukaryota; Oomycota; Peronosporomycetes; Peronosporales; Peronosporaceae
Exons: 1
Coding region: 1-192 (63 amino acids)
Source: RefSeq, a predicted model, not a curated record